Strongylus vulgaris is the source of this 513-nucleotide messenger RNA. Lineage: Eukaryota; Metazoa; Nematoda; Chromadorea; Rhabditida; Strongylidae. The record is from the annotation of a GenBank genome assembly.
AUGACACACCAGUUUGUACCGACUCAUGCAUUGCUGGGUACUCCACCGCAUACGCUGAUGACAAAUAUUAUGUCUGUAGGAAAAUCCGCCUAUGGUGUUGCAAAGACUGUAGCAGGUAUCCAGAAGGAGAUCAUGACCAAUGGACCAGUAGAAGCAGGCUAUACUGUUUAUGAAGAUUUCUAUCAGUACACCAGUGGAGUUUAUGUGCAUACCGCUGGGAAACAACUUGGAGGGCAUGCUGUGAAAAUCCUCGGAUGGGGUGUUGACAACAAUACUCCAUAUUGGCUUGUUGCCAACUCCUGGAACACCGACUGGGGAGAGAACGCGAUUACACGUUCAGGUUACUUCCGUAUCGUUCGUGGACUUAAUGAGUGCGGCAUCGAACAUUCUAUCGUUGCUGGUCUGCCAAACUUAAUCCUCAAAAACAUUGCACGUUCAGGUUACUUCCGUAUCGUUCGUGGACUCAAUGAGUGCGGCAUCGAGCAUUCUAUCGUUGCUGGUCUGCCAAAGUAG